UAUAAUUUCCCUCACUUUGGAAACUCCAAGAUCUCUUCCUUCUAACGGCUCAGAAACCCGGGUGGACUUCCAGCCCCAGGAGGGCCUGUUGGACCGGUUCUGCCCCCGGCCUUUGUCGCGGGUCCAGCCCUCCCGGGGGUGGAGCCCUGCAAAACUUGGACCCCUCCGUACCCCGCCCCAGACUCGGGAUUGGCUGUCCUCUGGCGGAGCCUCAGCGGGAGCUUGGGGACUUCUCGUGGGGAACUUCCUGGAGGGCCACCUCGGUCGCCCAGGCCACCCCUCGUGCAGCUCUGGGCCGAUAGGACCUCGCGGGCCCCUCGCCAUGUCGCGGCUCCUCAUCCGCGGGGGUCGCGUGGUCAACGAUGACCUCUCGCAGGUGACAGACGUGCUGGUGGAGGAUGGCGUGGUGCGGGCGCUCGGCCGCGACCUGCUGCCGCCCGAGGGAGCGCCCGCGGGGCUGCGGGUCAUCGACGCGGCGGGCCAGCUCGUCCUGCCCGGCGGCAUCGACACGCACACGCACUUGCAGUUCCCCUUCAUGGGCUCGCGCUCGGUCGACGACUUCCACCAGGGCACCAAGGCUGCUCUGGCAGGAGGCACCACCAUGAUCAUUGAUUUUGCCAUCCCCCAGAAGGGUGACUCCCUCCUUGAGGCCUUUGAGACCUGGCGCAGCUGGGCUGACCCGAAAGUCUGCUGUGACUACAGCCUCCACGUGGCUGUGACGUGGUGGAGUGACCAGGUUAAAGAAGAAAUGAAAAUCCUUGCCAGAGAUAAAGGUGUCAACUCUUUCAAGAUGUUUAUGGCCUAUAGGGAUCUGUACAUGGUGGGAGAUAAGGAGCUCUACGCAGCCUUCUCUCAGUGCAAGGAAAUUGGUGCAAUUGCUCAGGUCCAUGCAGAAAAUGGAGACUUAAUUGCAGAGGAGGCAAAGAAGAUGCUGGCACUGGGGAUCACAGGCCCCGAGGGCCACGAGCUGUGCCGACCAGAAGCCGUGGAGGCAGAGGCCACGCUGAGGGCCAUCACCAUAGCCAGCGCUGUGAACUGCCCUCUCUAUGUGGUGCACGUGAUGAGUAAAUCUGCAGCCAAGGUGAUCGCAGAUGCAAGGAGAGAAGGGAAGGUGGUCUAUGGAGAACCCAUAGCAGCAGGUCUGGGCACCGAUGGCACUCACUACUGGAAUAAGGAAUGGCACCAUGCAGCCCACUACGUCAUGGGUCCACCUCUGAGACCAGACCCUUCAACUCCUGGCUUUCUCAUGAAUCUGCUGGCUAAUGAUGAUCUGACCACAACAGGGACUGACAACUGCACUUUCAACACGUGCCAGAAAGCUCUUGGGAAGGAUGAUUUUACUAAAAUUCCUAAUGGGGUGAAUGGUGUUGAGGACCGGAUGUCAGUCAUAUGGGAAAAAGGCGUGCAUAGUGGUAAAAUGGACGAAAACCGAUUUGUGGCAGUUACUAGCACAAAUGCAGCCAAAAUAUUUAAUCUCUACCCAAGAAAAGGAAGAAUAGCUGUAGGAUCAGAUGCUGACAUAGUGAUUUGGGACCCAAAAGCCACAAGAACAAUCUCAGCUAAGACUCAUCACCAGGCUGUUGACUUCAACAUCUUCGAGGGCAUGGUUUGCCACGGGGUCCCCCUGGUGACCAUUUCAAGGGGCAAAGUGGUGUAUGAAGCUGGAGUUUUCAAUGUCACAGCAGGAGAAGGGAAGUUCAUUCCACGCAAACCUUUCGCUGAGUAUGUUUACCAACGAAUCCAGCAACGAGACCGGACUUGCACACCUGUGCCAGUGGAGCGUGUACCCUAUAAGGGAGAGGUCAGCAAAUUGAAACCCAAAGACUCCACAGUGGGGACCACGAUGCAGGACCACCCCUGAUUUGGUGCUGUAAAAUCAGAGGAAAGGAUGCUGUGCUCCCCUCACAGCCACACGUUGUCAGCCCGUGGAGACCCAGGCCUUGUUUCAACUCCCCAAGAUCUUUUAGGAAAAAAUAAUCGCUCUAGGCCUCUUUGAUUUUCUUUCAACAGCAAUUGCUGUCUUCCUUACUAUGCCAUUGUUGUUGCCUAAGAUUGAAGAUAUAAAUGAAUAUUAUUGUGUUGGAAAGUCUGUCUGAAAAUUCAUUGAUGAUGCUUUAAAAUUUUUGUUUGCACUAGAUUUCUUUGAAUUUGAAAACAUGACUUUCUUGUUUAACAGAUUUUUUUUUCUUUUUAGUGGCUACAUUUGUUUUGAAAUUGCACUGCAAUUUUACAUUUUAUUGGAAUUAAUAAAUGUUGAGAUCUUCAUUUGA
Messenger RNA from Ictidomys tridecemlineatus (thirteen-lined ground squirrel), 2270 nucleotides. RefSeq names its product dihydropyrimidinase (gene Dpys). Gene Ontology annotation, molecular function: dihydropyrimidinase activity. Gene Ontology annotation, biological process: pyrimidine nucleobase catabolic process. Gene Ontology annotation, cellular component: cytosol; cytoplasm. NCBI's taxonomy places the organism in Eukaryota, Metazoa, Chordata, Mammalia, Rodentia, Sciuridae. The record is from RefSeq and is a predicted model, not a curated record.